AUGCUGCUCGACCCAAACGCCGCCAGCGUGAUGCAACAGAUGCAGGAUCCGAGCAAUAUCUCCGACUGGCACAGUGCGAGUCCCCUGAACGACCCCAGUUUCGUGACGUCUGGCCGCCAUGCCACGGUACUAGCACCAACCACCCGUACCUUUGCACAGUGGGUCGAUCAUAUGGUCGACCUGUUCAUGGUACGUGGCUCCCGCAGUCCUCUCCAAUGGAUGCUCGACCUUCGAUCGUACGGCCUCAAGGUACACUUCAACAGUACGGUGCCGGGCCACGUCAGCUGGAUGGCCGAGGAUCGCCUACUAUACAAAGACCUGAACUUCACGAUGACGGAGUUCCGGUCGUUCGUCCAUCGGCGGGUGAGCGACGCGCACGAGUGUCUGUUCGACCAACUCCUUUUUGCCCCGGCCGAGGGUACGGCGGCAAUCCCUACCAUCCCAUGGAGUCAGCUGUACGACGACCCCGUGGAGAGCAAGGACGGAUGGAAUUUCCUGCAGGACAAACGGACCCCGUGGCCGGUUGACGGAUCCAACUGGCUGUUACUCCGCACCCGCAACACACCGAGUAUCCAGAGCCAGUUCAUCGACGACCGGCAGCUGACGACAAAGCGAAUUGACAUCUACCUCGACAAAGUGAUCCGCUUCCGGGAGAAACUCUGCGUGAUCGUCCACCUCUGCGGCGGCCAGCCAGCACGUGGCCGGGAGCUCCUCAGUAUCCGACACCGCAAUACCCCUGGUGGAGGGAUUCGCGAUCUGUUCAUCGAGGAUGGGAUGGUCACGUUUGUGACCAAGUACCACAAGGGAUUCUACGCGUCGAACGACGUUAAGGUCAUCCAUCGGUACCUACCCCGGGAGGUCGGCGAGUUGGUCGUCUGGUAUCUCUGGCUGGUUCUGCCGUUUGUGGAAAAGCUCCAGGAUGAUCGCCGUGCGUUCUUAUGGCCACCAGACUACACUGGCAAGAGCUGGAACCGUGACCGACUGCGGGAUCAGCUCAAGAUGGCCAGCUUCCACGAUCUCCAGGGACAGUCCCUCACACCGAGCGCAUGGCGUGACAUCUGUACCGCGAUCAGUCGCCGUUUCCUCCGUGCUGUGCAUCAAUCGGUCCAAGCCCAGGAUAGUGGACAGGAUGAACCGGAUGAUCCAGACGACGAGAGCGGCAUGGGAUUGCCCGAGUGGCUGGCACACGCCUCCGACAUGCAGGCCGGACACUCGUCCAACGUGGCUGGCACGACCUACGGCCGCCUGAUCAACGAGCAGCCUGGCACGACGGCGUAUCGACGGCAGAUCUUCCGUGUUGUCAGCGAGGACCUCCACCGAUGGCUCCUGUUCCCAUCUGCCACGGCCCACCGAGACGAAAAGAGGCCACUCGGCCCACACUCGCCGUGGCAGGUGGAGGCGCAGCAGAAUCGGGAGUACUGGCAGCUCCAGUUCCGAGAGGCGUCGUUGGAAAACCAACUCCGUGAUAUGACCGGAGAUGAGCAGGCGCGGUUCCGUGGUAUGCAGGGUCCUGCUCUCGAGGCCAUCCAGGAGGGACGGAGUCCUGUGAUCGCCGUUAUGCCCACUGGUGGUGGCAAGAGCCUUCUCUUUAUGCUGCCGGCGUGGAUCUGCUCCCGUGGGACCACGGUGGUUGUGGUUCCCCUGCUGGCACUCCGAGGGGAUAUCCACCGUCGCUGUCAGGAACUCCAGCUGUCCAGUGUGGAGUGGGAGAGCCGGCGACCAGUCGACAGUGCGUCGAUUGUGCUGGUAACGCCGGAGUCAGCGCUGACGGAAGACUUUUUUGCAUUCCUUAACCGCACCAAGGCGCUCUACCGCCUCGACCGGAUCGUGAUUGACGAGUGCCAUGUCAUCCUGAACAAUCAGAAGCACUUUCGACCCGACCUGGCGCGACUGGGGCGUCUGACCAAGUUCCAGGUCCCGAUGGUGUACCUCACCGCGACGCUUCCCCCUGAAGUCGAAGACGAGCUGUUCAUGCGGAUUCGUACGCAGCGUAAAGACGUACAUCUUUUCCGCGACCGGACAUCGCGGCCGAACGUUGCGUAUCGUAUGUACCAGCCAGUGGUCGAGCGGCAGUAUCAGUACGGGAACCGCCCGGCACAGGCGCCCGAGGUGAUUGAUUUCAUCCAGCAAAAGGUCCGCGAUAGUCUGCCAGGCAAGGUGCUGGUGUAUGCAAACUCCGUAUCUGCCGUCAACGCACUUGCAGAAGUGCUCGAGUGUGAUGGAUACCACAGCUCCCAGAAUGCCAAGGCCGCUAUACUCGAACGGUUCCGUACUGGUGAGACCUCGGUGAUCACUGCCACCAGUGCACUUGGUAUGGGGGUUGACAUCCCCGAUAUCCGCUGCAUCAUCCACCUUGGCGCUCCCUACUCCCUCCUCGAGUACGCACAGGAGAGUGGCCGCGCCGGACGGGAUGGGUUACCCAGUGAGGCCAUCAUCAUCCAACCAGUUGGAGCCCCGCGUAUCCAGCAGGGGGGGCAGCGUGGCCGAGUUCGAGCGGGUUGGGCGUACCUCGACGGCUGUGUGGAUGGAUACUCCCGCCAGCGAUGUGGAGACGGAGCUGCUGGUCGUCUCGAGCGGCGGUGUGACCGAUGCGAGCCAGACCCAGAGGAUCCGGAUAGCGUCGAUAAGAAGAGAACGGUUCGGGAUCUUCGUACCACCGCAUACAGUCCGUCCACCCAGUCCAUCGAUACGGACUUUUGGACGUCUGAACCCAGUGGGUUAUCUAGUGCGACCGAACGCAGUCCCUCCUACCACGGUUGUCGGUGGCUAGAGGACGAUCCAUUGGAUGACGAGGCGCCGGAUGAUAUCGACAUUGACUGCUACGUGGACCUCUUUGAAGACUUUCCCCCUGAUCCUGCCGUGGACGAUGACCAUGUGGCCCAGCUUGCACAGGAGCACGAAGAGGCCGAGCGGUUGCAGAUUGAAGCCGACAUUGCGGUUGGCGAACAGAUGCUGCUGGACGAGCGGUUCCGUGCUAAGGCGAUGAGUCCUCCUCGGAUAGCCAGUCUUGCCGCUGCACGUUCGCCCACCACUCCAGCGAUUCUACCGCCGCGGAACUCUCCCCGUGACGUGAGCCACCUCAGUCCCCACACACCAUCUGGGAAACGCGCUCGACCGAUCUCCCAUGACUUUACUGUCACAGAUCCCCCGGCCGUUUUCUGCACUGCUCGCGAUAUAUACAAGACAGGCCAGAGCUCGUCCAGUCUCCCGCCGGCAACCAAGCGACCGUAUGUCCCACGAACGCCCGUCCUCGCGCACCCUCCAGGGCAUUCCACGCCUCGGUCCACCCCACCGCGCAUCGAGCGUACCCCGUCCAAGGUCCGGUACACGGAUCACUCCGGAUCCCCUGCCAGCGAGACCCUGAUCGCGGAGGUCAUCCGGUGGGGUCAGCAGUGCUGGUUCUGUACGCAGGAUGGGAUGGAGCUAGAGCAGGUCUCCCACGAUCUCUGGCGGUGCCCUAACCCAGGGAACCAAGCGGCCAAGGAGUGGUGGACGUCCCGACGUGGUCAUGUCAAGCUCGUACCUGGCACAGCAUGUUUCAAGUGCUAUAUGCCACGACGGACGUGUGACCCUGGACACUUCCCUGGUACAAUCACGGAGUGUAAGUACCGAGGGAUGGUGUUCUCGAUGGUAGCGAUGAUGGCGCACCGGACCCAGCCGGCACGACUAACAGCUCGGACAGGCAGUCGUGUCGCCGCACGCAGUAUCCGAGAUCGAUGGCUUGAGGGGAUCGUGCAGCGGUUGACAGGCCAUUCGUAUGGCGAGACCAUUGAUCCCCACAACCGCGAUACGAUGUGUGAUUAUCUGGGGAUGGUAGACUAUACCACCGGCUUCAAUAUGCUGUGUAGGGAUUUUAUUUGGUUGCGAGUACAGUGGCAGAAGGCUGGGGAGAAGGAGGCACGGAUCUAA
This is a messenger RNA of Penicillium crustosum, 3909 nucleotides long. RefSeq lists its product as uncharacterized. Gene Ontology annotation, biological process: double-strand break repair via homologous recombination. Gene Ontology annotation, cellular component: chromosome; cytoplasm. The record is from RefSeq and is a predicted model, not a curated record. Gene Ontology annotation, molecular function: four-way junction helicase activity; 3'-5' DNA helicase activity; nucleic acid binding. The transcript is spliced from 3 exons. Bases 1 to 3909 code for a protein of 1302 amino acids. Lineage: Eukaryota; Fungi; Ascomycota; Eurotiomycetes; Eurotiales; Aspergillaceae.